AUGAUCGACAAUAAUGACGAAAAUAUCCCAUAUGAAAUAUACAACAAAAAGCGAAGAGAAGAUGCCAUAUAUCCGACUUGUAUUCGUAACGAAAAGCAUUUCAAAGGUCAAUUGAAUGUUCUUGUCUCAUUCAACAGACGUGAUAAACCAUGGCAAUGGAUGCCUUUAAAAAGCUUAAAGUAUGGUCAGCAAUUGUUGCGCAAUUUUCGCACCUAUAAAGCAAGACAAAGACGAAAACAAGAAAAUUCUAAUUUGACAUCCAAUGAGAUGAAUAAUAUCGAUCAAGUAUGGGGAAAUGAAAUGAUGGUUAAUCAAGAAGUCAUCAGAAACAAUAUUGGGACAAAACAUGAUGAAGAUAGAGUUAAAGAUGUUGAUAAAAAUUUCUACUCAAACAGUAAUGAGCCGAAAAUUGAUGAUAUGAAUAUUGAUAAAGAUUUCUGGUCAGAAAAUGUCAAAAUGAGUAACAUUGAAAAUGGGGGCAAUGAAAAACUUACGGCAAAUGGUGCAAAUAAUGAACGUUUGAUUUUAGAUGUUAUGAUACCCUUAUACGAGAAAAUUCUUAAAAUUGUGGAAAACGAAAAUAUUGACAUGAAUAGUAUAAUUUCCUUGUGUGGUAAUUUUUAUCAAGAUCAAAAGCUUAAUGGCGAUUGUGGUAAAUCAAUGGAGCACUUUUGCACUGAAGGAUAUAGAGAGUGGAAUAACCUUAACAUGAAUUUUGAGCAUGCUGAGACUGAUGACGCACAUAGCUCAAAUAAUCAACUGCAAAAUAAUAAUUCAGGUUCACAAAAUGAUCCGAACUUUUUUGAUCAAGAAUCAAGUACAAAUACCAUUCCGAUUUUCAAGGAUACAAAUGACAACGGAUUUUAUUUUCCAAAAUAUCAUGAAAUUAAUCAUGAAAUUAAUCAUGAAAUUAAUCAUUACAAUGAAACGAAUGAUAAAAGUCGUUUAAAAGAAAAUUACAUGGAUGUUAGUGAGCCACAGAAUUAUACAACGUCGUGGUAUGCCAAAAAUACAAAUAAGAAAUCUAUAACAUACACGGACGUGAUCGAAGAGAAACUCUGGAGCGAAGAAUGUUCGAACGGAAUAAGUAUUCCUUUCAAUGAUCCUCCAACUAUUCAGGUUAAAGAAAACACCAACGGAUUUUGGUCAGUUGGUGAUUCGGUGUUAACGUUUAAUACUUGGGCACCCUGGAAAGAUAAAGAUGAGUUUGAUUAUGAAUUAGAUAAAUUACUUGAAAAAUAUAAAGCAGAGGUAACAGAUCGAUUCACAAUGAACGGUUCGAUUAGUUGA
Molecule: messenger RNA, 1290 nt
Organism: Cetraspora pellucida
Lineage: Eukaryota; Fungi; Glomeromycota; Glomeromycetes; Diversisporales; Gigasporaceae
Source: the annotation of a GenBank genome assembly